Molecule: messenger RNA, 978 nt
Organism: Anopheles maculipalpis
Lineage: Eukaryota; Metazoa; Arthropoda; Insecta; Diptera; Culicidae
Gene: Fgop2
Product: FGFR1 oncogene partner 2 homolog
Exons: 1
Coding region: 19-978 (319 amino acids)
Source: RefSeq, a predicted model, not a curated record
AGAAACAACUCCUUCAAGAUGUCGGUUACGUUUGAGCAAAUCAUACUUGACGCUAAGCGGAUUGCCAAUCGGCUCAAGGACCGGGAAGCGCUCGGCGACGCACUGCUGCUUGAAUCCGAAUCGGUCAACAAGCACAUCGAAUCGAUGCGCCAAUUUCAGGACGAUAUCGACAUACUGAACAAGCUGGCACGCGAUCGCUCCAACAACCAGCUGAUCACGAUUAUUCAUCAGGAAAAUCCACAGAUCCGAGAAAUUCAGCAAGAAAACCGUCUGCUGAAGGCAGCUCUGGAAGACCACCAGCACGCACUCGAGCACAUCAUGAGCAAAUAUCGCGAGCACACGCAAGCGAAAAUACUCAACACGAAGGUGAACUUGGUCGAGGCAUUUACACGCCAUCACCGGUCGGCCGAUAUCGAGCGGCGCGACGAGCUGAUCCGGCAGCAGACGGCCAAAAUACAGGAGAUGGCCGCCGUUAUGCAGCGUGUGUCGCAGAUGGACGAAGAAAAGGUAAACCAGGAGCAGGAAGUGUUGAGCAAGCUGAUGACGGAAAAUAAGGGUUUGAGAGAGUUGUUGGAAAUAUCGCGCAAGUAUGGUUCCGGAUCGGGGCAAAAGAUGCUGGUCGAUGAUAAAUCGACACAAACGGACAGUUAUCUGUUGGAUGGAUUGAUUGAAGCUGCCGUAACGGCAAGGGCAAAUGUAUCGAAGCAACAAGCAUCAACGGCACCGGUAUCACCAUCAUCUCCACAGCGAUCUGCGGCGCUUCCUACGACGAGUCCCGCAUCACAGAUACUAUCGGGUACGUCGAGUGGUGGGGAUGGAGCAGCAAAACCGACCAAUGAUGAUCCAGCCCGUUCACCAAACAGCAACAAGAGUCCUGUAGCGCCAGUUCCAGCGGUGGCCAGUAGUAACGGAAUGGCACCAACCACGACGCCAUCUGUGGUGGCAAGUACUCCUCCGGCAACCAGCUCGAUCUCGUGA